UUUCCCGCCUUUGGCACAAUGAAGUGGCAAAUUAACGCUUCUCGAAAUAUUGAUUUUUAACUUCUCUCCCUGGCAAAGUGUUUACAGUUUCGUGGACUUGAGGGGAUGUAAAAAAAAAAAGAAAGAAAAUCAAUAAAAUGUAGGCAAAACAUCUGUGAUGGAGAUCAAAGAGCUCCACGGUGAGGCGCGGGGACACGUGAGGCGCCUGGCCGCCUGGUGGAGCGCAGGAGGCGGUCGGACUCCUCUCCUGCAGCCGCGCCGCUCGAUCUGGCUCGUCGCCUUCUCUCUCAACUCCACCUUUGUGUUGUGAUCGGCUCUCCCAGUCUGUUUCUCACACCCACCCCGGUACCCCACCACACUCCUCCUCCUCCUCCUCCUCCUGCCCACCUCCAUCCCACCCUACCCUACCCCAUCCACCACCCCCUCUCCUCCUUUUAGCAUCUGAAAAGACCACUGAGUGAGAAUCGAUGGCGCAGAGGCCCGCUUGACAGGACAAUAAACCACAAAGAAGGGCCUCUCCACUGGCUUCGAGCACCGUGAGGACGCAGCGAUGCCCCAGCAGAGGGGGGACCCGUCUCCGUCCCGCCGCCUUAGCCUGGCAUCCCUCCGCCUACAGACACUGAAGCCCAACCACGACUUCCCAUGAGGCCACCACCAGAACUCAGCUCGACCGCUCUGUAUGGGGCCUCUCACAUAUGAACUGACAUGGAGGAUGAAGAUGGGACUUGUCUACUUGAUGUUUUGUGUGACCCCCAAGCCCUGAACGACUUCCUUCAUGGGACCAAUGAGCUGCAGACUGAAGACCUGCUCAUUAACUCCUCCUCUGGGGAGCCCUCCCUCUUCACAGAUGCCCCGAGCCCCGUCUCUCUGCUGGGAGAUGGAAGGGAUUCCCCAGACACGCCUCCACCUGGGUGUGUGGAUCUGUCCUUCCUGGAGGAGGCCCUACUGUCUUCGCCAGAGGGUGGGGAAGACCCACAGGUGGUGCAGGGCGGGACGCCUGUGGAGAUUGGAUUUGAGGCGAAGAAGGGAGAAGUGGAGGAAGCGGAGGAGGCAGAGGUGGCCUGUGAUAUCCUCCAGCAGAGUCUGCAGGAAGCUGAGAUCACGGAGCAGACCAUGGCUCUGGAGGCGGGUCUGGCCCAGCAUGGGGACAGUCUGUCCCUGUACUCACCUGUCCCUCUUCUCUCUCCACCCACUGUCCCAUUCGUACCCAAGUCUGUGACCUUGCCCGUCACCCCGGCGUUGCCCAGAGACACCCAGGCAGCAGUGGAGCCUCCCCAGCCUUCCCUCCUGGCUGUCGGGCCGGGUUGCCCGUCUCUAAAACCCGCUGCCCCUCCUCAGCUGAUGGGACUCCUGCCUGGAAACGUGUUCCCUGCUGCUCCUCCAGAGACCUCCUUCUCCCUGAGUCCUGCCCAGGGAUCAAGUAUGAUCAUCCACAAGGCUGUUCCCAGUGUGACCAGUCGUCCUCUUAUCACCCCGGCCCUGAGAGCAACAGCAGCAGCAGCACCGGGCAUCGUCCUGCAGCGCGCCCCUCUUCCCAUCCAACCCAAGCUGCCCAUCAGCAUUCAGCCCAGACUGGUUCAAAUUAGCCCCAAGCCCUCAGGGCAAAAACACACUCCAGGACUUACGUUUGUCCCUGGGACUGCCUCACCAAACAUUUUACUCUCCCAGCCUCCUGGCCAGAAGCCUACAGCACCACCACCGCAGUCCACCCAGCAGCUCCCCAAGCCAGUCAGCCUGCAAUUGGUCAACCAGGGUGGCUCCUUUGUGCUCCAGCCUCAGGGACUUUUCCAAGGCCAAAACCAGUUCCUUCUUCCAGGCCAGUGCCCUGUUACGAUCUCCCAGCCUGCCAGUGCAGCUCGACCACUACUGACCGCCAGCCACCAAGGCCCGUCAGUCCACAGUCUGACUCCCUCCACCGGGCAGCUCGUAGAUGGCUCCCAGAUCCUAACUGUGCCCCAAAGACAGCUGAACUUCAGCCCUGUCUUCACCACCCCUACAGGGCAGCUAGCGCUCCGCCAGGCCACUGUGCUUUCAGGACCGUUGCAACUGCAGUCAGCGCCCCCUACUGUCUUCCAGAUGCCAGCACAGCUGGCUGGAACCUACACUCCAGGAGGACAUGGGCAGCGCGCCACCCUGGUCCACAGUCCCGCUCUUGGAAACCACAUUACUUUGAUCAACAGUUCAGGGGUGCUUCCCCCAGAUCUGACUUCCAUCUCGAUUGUUAAUGGCCCCUCAGUAGUGCAGGGGCUGCCGUUUGCUGCCCAGGCUCCGGCUCCUCAAACAGGAGGGACAGAAGGACAGCUGAGCCUGCAGCAGGCCUCUGUGGUGCUGCUGCCAGAGAGAGCCAUCCAAGAGGAGAGGACCGGCUCAGAGGAGACUUUCCACCAGCUGCCGCAGACCUACGGACACGUCCUCCAGCACGUGUCGGUGCAGCCCACCUCUGCAGGGCUGCAGUCCUCCACUCCUCCUGUCGUCACAGUCCUGCAGGCUCCUCUUGAACCAUCUCUGGCACCCGAUCCAGCUGUGGAGCUCCCGAAACUUCUGAUGCCCCCAGCAGACAUGACCCAAGUAGUGGAGGAGGCGACCCACGCGAUGGGUCAGAACGAGGCCUUUAUGCAACAUCUGCAACAGCAAGCGCUUAGCUCUCCGAUUGCCUCUGAGCUGUUGGUCGGAGCGCUGUCGGUGGUGCAGAUGGAGUCGCUCGCCUCCCCGGUCACCAGUGAGAGAGAGACCCAACCUCAGCCCCAUGCAGUCCCUGGUCAGGACCAGUGUGCUGAGGCUUCUCCACUUCACUCAGACCCAGAGGACAUACCGCUGAUCUGCUCCUCCCCUCCCAUUCAGGACCCAGAGGGACCAGCACCGUCAAGUUUCUCUCCUCCGGCCAGGCCUCAGGUGGCUGCGCCAGGACCCGAGAGUUCAGUCCCCCAGGUCACAGCUCCCCAGCCUCGCAUCGACCCCCAAGUCCAGUACCAGGUCCCUCAUCAGCUCCAGGUUUCACAGGCCCUGUUUGCCCUGAACCAGGUGCAGAUCCAGUCACCCGUUCCCCAGCCUCUGCCCCAAGUACAAGUCCAGUCGUCUGUUUCCCAGCCUCAGUCCUCGGUCAGCACGCCAGUCCACAGCAGUCCGUCCCCUCUGCAUGUCAGCAUCUCGGUGCCUCAGCAGCAGCCUGAUCCCACAGCUGCUGGUCUCUCCAAAGGAGGAGACGACUCUGCUGUCCAACAGCACACACAAAACAAGCCAACAGCUGCCUUGGUCGUGGGGAGUAAAGAGUUUACUCUCGAUGUCCGUCCACCCUCUCCUGCAGCCCAGGGGGUCCAGCUUCAUGAGCCCCCAGUCCCCGGAGAGUGUGUCCCCAUCCAGACGAGCCAGCAGAGCGGCACCAAGCUGGCAGGACGUCAGGAGCAGCAGGAGGAGGAGAGGCUCACACCAGCAAUGCGCCGGCACAGGUUCCAGCAGCGGAUUUGCUUGGACCACAGAGCGGUUCAGAACCCCUUCACAGGCCCGGCCUUCUCCACGCUGAGGGACGCCGUCAGUCGCCUGCUGCCGUACCACACCUGUGCUGGUCACCUGCCCACUCAGGAUGACUUCAGCUUGGUGGACCAGGAGUUUGACAGCGUGUCCGGUUUCCUGCUGAAACGCACCAAGGACAUGGUCAACAAAUACAGGCAGCUACUGGUCAGAGAAGCCCAGCAGGAGAGUCCGUCAGCGGAGAUGGUGAUGCUGGAGCGUCUCUUCCUCCAGGCUGAGCGAUGCGCUUUAGCGGAGGACAGACGGAGAGUCCGCAGAGACCCAGAGUCAUUUAUGAUGGCCUUGGCUACGUCAGCGUCUUCCCCGCAUGGCGCCCACUCCUCCGCUCCCUCCCACCUGUACCCCUCCGGCAGCCCCUCCUCUCCGCCAGCCUGGUCCAGACUGUCCGACCGGCCCCCAGGACUGAAGACGUAUCGCUCAAGCUCCCGGGGGGCCCUCAGGCUCACUAUCAAGCAGGAGUCCGGCUCCCGUAAGGUGGUCCACAACUCGGCCUGCGACCCGGGACUCAAGAGGGACCACAUGGGACAGCUGACCAACGGCGGCGCGGCUACGAACGAACGCCACUCUCAGGCACCCAACGGGGCACCCCAGCGUCCCCAGCAUGGCGAGGAGAUCUCCAACGGACCUCUGCCUCGUACCACUGCAGAGGAAGUCCCGCAGACGUCGCCCAAUUCCAAAAUAAAAGCCCCAAAUCCUCCCUUUACGCCCGAGCCACAGGCUGGUUGCUGCGAGUUGCCCUCCAGAGAUGUCAGCUCCCCAAAACUGAAAUGCUACAGGUUGGAUGCGUCCCCUCGGCCUGAGCAGCGGUUCAGCCCGCCGCCUCCCCCCCUCCAAGAGGACAACGUGCUCAGUGAACAUCUGCAGAGUGCCAUCGACAGCAUCCUGGAGCUUCAGCGCCUGCAGGGUCCCUCUGCAGCCCCGACCAGGGCCACGGCAGGCCCGUCACUGGACCAGGCUGUCACCAGCAUCCUGGAGGGACACCUGUGAGGUAAUCCGCCCUGACAGACAUCCACCCAGAUCCUGAAACGUCCGUCUGGGGCGGGAUAAAAACAAAAGGAGGGCGCACUUGACUUCUCAUCUGUUCCCAGAACCAGAAGCGGUUUUGUGUCUGGGUUUCAGAGAUUACUUUAAAAGGAAGUGAUUGUUUGAAAGAAGAGGGAGACAAUUAAGAGGCACUAUAAAGAGAUGCAUACCAGACAACAGCACUAUCUAUAGUCCGAUAGAUGUUAGAUACUUCAUUUCGAUGUACGUUUGUGGAAAAAAAAAUCUAUUUGAAUAGGAGCUAUAUUGUUUCAGUGGUAGUUAAGUCAUUCAGAGGUUUACGACACUGGUGUAACCUUCAUCAGCAUAUAGUAUAUAAGUAAUAGUGAGGAUAACGAAAACGUGGAGUAGACUGAGAUUAUUCAAUAGUUUUUUAUAAGAUUUCUUUCCAAAAUGUGAAGUUGCUUUUGCAUUAGUGCCAAGCUUCCAGGGUAUUUAUUUUGAUAAUCUGUGCCAACUGUGUUUUCACAUGAGUUGCAUUGAGGAAGGCAAAGCGAGUGCGUGGCGAGCGUGUGUGCGUGCGCGUCUUUAUUUCGGAAGAGAGCGUGUGAAAACAUUGCAUCCUGCGAAAACAAACAAACAAAAAAAACAAAAUACACCCGCAGGCUCCGUCGUCUCGGCUUUUCGAAUGAAACUCCAAAGAAUUUGUGACUCGCUACAUCCUGAAUACACCAGCAAACGUCCGUGUUGUGUCUCUUCCCACUAACUGGAGUCUGUCCUCAUAGAAGCAGAAAGAACCCGAGCGUGAACACACACACACACACACACACACACACACACACACAAUGUUAACAAUAAUUUCGGCCGAGUCACUUUUUCUUACUUUUAAGUUUGGGCCCCUGUUGUCGUUCAUGCUUGAGUCCAGCUGUGAAGUAUUUGUAGUUUUCAGACACACGAGUCGUUUCUUCAUACUUUACUAAUUUAACAUGCAAGCAAUAAUGAGUUCGGGGUUGCUUGGAGCAGUGGCG
Molecule: messenger RNA, 5537 nt
Organism: Scatophagus argus
Lineage: Eukaryota; Metazoa; Chordata; Actinopteri; Scatophagidae
Product: BRD4-interacting chromatin-remodeling complex-associated protein
Exons: 14
Coding region: 706-4515 (1269 amino acids)
Biological process (GO): positive regulation of DNA-templated transcription
Cellular component (GO): SWI/SNF complex
Source: RefSeq, a predicted model, not a curated record